UCUAGGUGGCUCACCACUAUAAAGCAUACGUUAAUAGGGGGCCACAAAAAUCGCAGGAUCGGCCCUGUAUUUUGUCCCUGAAUAAUUGUCAGAGAAACAGAGAGAGGAGAAGAGAUUCCGUUCUCUUUAUUGUUCAACUAAUUAGAUCUCCUCUUUGAUUCCUGACUUUUCACUUUCCCGGUACUAGAAAACCCUACAUAAAUCCAGACUCAAUCAAUGAAUAUCUGAAAAUUUUCCGAUUCAAGUAAUGGAAGGAGAAUUAGAUUAUCAGUUAUUAUGAUUUCAUCAUCUUCUUCUUCUUCUCCAUCAUGGUUCUCGGGAUUUGUUAGAAGUCGUAGUAGUGUUAAACCCGAAAACCCUAGUAACAUGAUGACUACUGACGCGAUCGCUAGUGAAGGAGGAGGGAUUCUCAGUGGUGGUUCUGUUAAUCGGAAGAAUCAUGGAUUUCUAUUCAAGUAUGGCCCUAAAUCUGCUCAGGUUGCAUUUAAGACUGGGGAUUUCAAACAGCAAGUCAUUUUUAUUGGUGGAUUGACUGAUGGUCUUUUAGCUACUGAUUAUGUGGAACCUCUAUCAAUUGCUCUGCAAAAGGAAAAAUGGUCCCUGGUCCAGCCUUUGCUCUCAUCAUCUUAUACCGGAUAUGGUACCUCAAGCUUGAAACAGGAUGCUGGGGAGCUCGAUCAGCUAAUCAGCUAUUUAAUUAAUAAAGAAGAUUCUACAGGUGUUGUGCUUGUAGGGCACAGUACUGGAUGUCAGGAUAUUGUUCAUUACCUUCGCACAAAUGCUGCAUGCUCCAGGGCGGUCCGGGCAGCCAUUCUUCAGGCUCCAGUUAGUGAUCGAGAGUUUAGAGCAACUCUUCCUGAGACAGCAGAAAUGAUCGACUUGGCGUCAACGAUGAUCAGUGAGGGUCGGGGUGAUGAGUUAAUGCCACUCCGAGCAAAUCCAGAUGCCCCUAUUUCUGCCUAUAGGUAUCACUCACUUUGUGCAUACAUGGGAGAUGACGACAUGUUCAGUUCUGAUCUUACUGAUGACCAACUGAAGACUAGACUUGGACAUAUGUCACAAACACCUUGUCAGGUUAUUUUUUCAAUGGCUGAUGAGUAUGUUCCGCAAUAUGUUGAUAAGAAAGCAUUGGUGGAGAGAUUAUGCAAAGCAUUGGGUGGAGCAGAGAAAGUUGAGAUUGAAUGGGGAAACCACUCUCUCUCUAAUAGGGUUCAAGAAGCAGUACAAGCAAUAGUAGAGUUUGUUAAAACAGAGGGACCCAAAGGUUGGGAUGAUCCAUGGCACUAACAAUAACCCAUUCAAAGUGUCCAUUUCUUUCCCCGAUUUUUUUCUAGGUUACUUUCUGUUGUCAUUCCUUUCAUUGUAUCUUUUUCAUCUUUCCUGGUCUGUUCUUUCUUCUUCUUUUGUGAGAUUGAUUGAAAUCUAUCUGAAUGCGUGAUCUUGCAUCAAAUUUAGUGUUAUUUGGGUCGGAUUAAAAUAUGUUUGCAUCCGUAUUUUCAAGAACGAUUUUUUGGG
This is a messenger RNA of Papaver somniferum (opium poppy), 1515 nucleotides long. Its product is annotated as UPF0613 protein PB24D3.06c-like. The transcript is spliced from 9 exons. The coding region runs from base 277 to 1287 and encodes 336 amino acids. The record is from RefSeq and is a predicted model, not a curated record. Lineage: Eukaryota; Viridiplantae; Streptophyta; Magnoliopsida; Ranunculales; Papaveraceae.